This is a messenger RNA of Salvia splendens (bonfire salvia), 486 nucleotides long. RefSeq names its product thionin-like protein 2. Bases 26 to 388 code for a protein of 120 amino acids. The record is from RefSeq and is a predicted model, not a curated record. The transcript has 2 exons. NCBI's taxonomy places the organism in Eukaryota, Viridiplantae, Streptophyta, Magnoliopsida, Lamiales, Lamiaceae.
UUUCUUGAAAAUAACAAGUUGGAAAAUGGAGGUGAGGAAAUUAUUGAGAGCACUUGUCGUGCUAGUUUUAUGUGUAGUAGGCAUGCUAAGUGGAAAAUCCACUGCAACUACUUUCAAAGACUGCUACACAAAAUGCUUCAUUUUCUGCAUGAUUGAACCUUCACAAACCCUCUGCUCCUGCACCACCCACUGCUUGAAGGAUUGCAUCUUCCAAGAAAUCCAGAACGAUGUUCAUGAAGAUUCCGACAACCUCGGCUUCUGCAAACUCGGCUGCGCCUUCUCCAUGUGCUCGGCUUUCAGCUCCAAACACAAGCCCAAUGGUGAGAAGGUGGAUGGCUGUGUGGGGUCAUGUUCAAACAAGUGCACCAAGAGCUACACUUCACCUUAGAAGAAUUGAUUUAUAUGAUGAUUUGUACCUUCAAAACUAAUUAUCUUGUUAUUUCACCCUCAUUCACAAGGAUUGUUGUCUUUCUCAAUGUUUCCGAA